AUGGCAUCGGUUGAAGGAUCGGCCGAGAACAACCUCCCAGUUCCAGGAUUCCACGGCCAAAUGAAAGAAAAUCUAUCCAACUCGUGUAAAAUUCUCGAACCAGCACGUAAGACAAUCGAAAGCAUUGAAGCGCAACGGCUGAUGGCGGUACUAGAUGAUACGAUUUAUAGACUAGAGAUAGUGAUGGCUUUACAACAAGUGAUUCAGCAACUACCACGGUUUAAAGUCAUGCUUGGCUCUGAUCUGGUUGAGUUAUUGGAAAGUCAUGAAGCAAGGCAGAAUCACUACCAGAAAACAGCUGCUCGGUUACAAAAGGAAAACCUAAAGAUGACGAUAGCCGUUGCGCCACCUUUGAUUGACACUGGUAUCCAUGGCGACGGCCAAUCACAAGGCGAGCAGUCUGCUGAAGUUCGUGUCGAUGUUGAGGGAAGUGAAGAGUGGAAGAUGUUGAAGAAGGAUACGAUUAUUGCUCAGCAGGGCUUGAAGUAUUCGCUGCUGGAUAUUUUGAGAUAUUUCAAGAAAAACCCGAAAGCAGUCGAGGUUAUUUUAGAUCUAAAGCUCCCGUGUGCCCCAGCAUAUCGACGUUUCCUUGAUCACAUGGAUCUACUACAAACUGUCGUCAAGGAGAAACUACUCACACAACCAGCUGAGGAAAUCAAGCGAAAAAAAUCUAUCAUUGAUGUUCUGAAACGAGAACGGAGAACCAACGCAGCCAAGCAAAAACUGGAGACGAAAUAUGAAGAUGCGUUAAAGGACAAGAACGACGAGGACGAACUUGAUCGAAUUCAAAAAAUCUACGAGUCAGAAAGAGAAGAUUUGUCUGCACUUGAAAAUGAAUUCAAAGUCAUAGAAGCAAAAUACGAAGCGAUUUUGGAAGAAAAACGUCAAGCCAUCGAAGCAGCGAAGAGAAGAGAAGAAGAAAUAGCGAAAAUCAACUAUGCAGCUAGAAUAAUACAAAGUGCUUGGAGAAGCUAUGUAUUWAGGAAAGGACAGAAGAAAAAAGCACAGAAAAAAGCAGGGAAAAAGGGAAAGAAAAAAUAA
Molecule: messenger RNA, 1041 nt
Organism: Actinia tenebrosa (Australian red waratah sea anemone)
Lineage: Eukaryota; Metazoa; Cnidaria; Anthozoa; Actiniaria; Actiniidae
Product: dynein regulatory complex subunit 10-like
Source: RefSeq, a predicted model, not a curated record